Messenger RNA from Uranotaenia lowii, 3028 nucleotides. RefSeq names its product endoplasmin (gene Gp93). Lineage: Eukaryota; Metazoa; Arthropoda; Insecta; Diptera; Culicidae. The record is from RefSeq and is a predicted model, not a curated record. Bases 142 to 2526 code for a protein of 794 amino acids. Gene Ontology annotation, molecular function: ATP hydrolysis activity; ATP-dependent protein folding chaperone; ATP binding. Gene Ontology annotation, biological process: protein folding. The transcript has 2 exons.
ACCCGAACGUUCCGUAGUCGUCGAUUAGUUCUGAACCGAAUAAGGUGUGUGUGAACCAAGCACAGCGUUUCGUGAAUUUAGUGCUUUUUCUGGUCCUCGAGGAAGGAAAUUUCCUAGUUCUGAUCCGGAUUUUGUGCCAAGAUGAAAUAUCUGGUACUACUAGUACUAGGAGUAUUCCUGUUUACAGGAAUUUCCACGGUCCGUGCCGACGAUGGUCUCGAUGCCGAAGAUUUACCAGUGGUGGAACAAAAUCUGGGGGCCUCCAAGGAAGGUUCCCGUACCGAUGCCGAAGCACUGAAACGCGAAGAGGAAGCCAUCAAGCUGGACGGAUUGAAUGUUGCCCAGAUCAAGGAACUACGGGAAAAGUCCGAAAAAUUCACCUUCCAGGCGGAGGUCAAUCGGAUGAUGAAACUGAUUAUCAACUCGCUGUACCGCAAUAAGGAAAUCUUCCUGCGUGAGCUGAUCUCAAACGCAUCGGAUGCGCUGGAUAAGAUUCGAUUACUGUCACUGACCGAGCCAGGCGUUUUAGAUUCCAAUCCAAACUUGGAAGUUAAGGUGAAGGCAGACAAAGACGGCAAAGUGCUGCAUAUCAUAGAUACCGGUAUCGGCAUGACGAAACAGGAUCUGGUUAAUAAUCUGGGAACGAUCGCUAAAUCGGGAACGGCUGACUUCCUCUCGAAGAUGCAAGAUACUAAAACAGAAGGUCAAGACGUCAACGAUAUGAUUGGUCAAUUCGGAGUCGGCUUCUAUUCUGCCUUUUUGGUGGCAGACCGUGUUGUUGUGACCACCAAGCAUAACGACGACAAGCAGUAUAUUUGGGAAUCAGAUGCAGCCAGUUUUAGCAUCGUUGAAGAUCCUCGUGGAGAUACUCUGAAGCGGGGAUCUCAAAUUUCGUUGCACCUCAAGGAGGAGGCUCAAGAUUUCCUAGAAGAAGACACAAUCAAACAGCUGAUCAAGAAAUAUUCGCAGUUCAUCAAUUUCCCCAUCUACCUAUGGACCAACAAGGAAGUCGAAGAGGAGGUCCCGAUUGAGGAUGAACCAGCAGAAAAACCAGAAGCAAAGGAUGAAGACGCAGCUGAAGAGGAAGAUGGCAAGGUUGAAGAAGAAGCCGAAGAGGAUAAGCCUAAAACUAAGAAGAUCAAGAAAACCGUUUGGGAUUGGGAAAUUAUGAACGACAGCAAACCUAUCUGGACGCGAAAGCCGAACGAUGUUACGGAUGAUGAAUACACCGAGUUCUACAAGAGUUUGACCAAGGAUACUUCGGAGCCACUAACGCACACUCACUUCAUCGCCGAAGGUGAAGUUACCUUCAAGUCGCUGCUGUUUAUCCCGAAAGUUCAACCGUCGGAAAGCUUCAACAAAUAUGGCACUAAAUCAGACAACAUCAAGCUUUACGUGCGUCGUGUUUUCAUCACUGACGAGUUCAACGAUAUGAUGCCCAAUUAUCUCAAUUUCAUUCGAGGCGUUGUCGACUCCGACGAUCUUCCAUUGAACGUUUCUCGUGAAACUCUACAACAGCACAAACUGAUCAAGGUUAUCAAAAAGAAAUUGGUACGCAAAGCGCUGGAUAUGAUUAAGAAAAUCGAUAAGGAAUCAUACGAAAAGUUCUGGAAGGAAUUCUCCACCAACAUCAAGCUUGGUAUCAUGGAAGACCCUAGCAACCGAUCCCGUUUGGCUAAGCUUCUACGUUUCCAAUCAUCCAACGGCAAGAGUGCCAAGGAAUACACCAGUCUGUCGGACUACGUAUCACGCAUGAAGCCGAAACAGGAACACAUUUAUUUCAUUGCUGGCGCUAGUCGUGCUGAAGUUGAAAAAUCGCCAUUCGUCGAGCGUCUCCUGUCACGUGGAUACGAAGUUUUGUAUCUGGUAGAGGCCGUCGAUGAGUACAGUAUCUCUGCUUUGCCUGAAUUUGACGGAAAGAAAUUCCAGAACGUGGCCAAGGAAGGUUUCUCUCUUAAUGAAUCGGAAGAGUCGAAGGCAAAAUUCGAAGAACUGAAAACUGAAUUUGAACCUCUUCUAAAGUGGUUGAAUGAUGUCGCUCUCAAGGAUAAAAUUGCUAAGGCUCAAGUGUCCGAACGUCUAUCGAACUCACCUUGUGCCUUAGUUGCGUCUAUGUUUGGAUGGACUGGUAACAUGGAACGACUUGCUUUGGCCAAUGCUCACCAGAAAACCGACGAUCCCCAACGUCAGUACUACUUGAAUCAACGUAAAACACUUGAAAUCAAUCCACGCCAUCCACUGAUGCGCGAACUGCUUCGACGAGUUGAAUCUGACUCGGAAGACUUGGUUGCCAAGGAUAUGGCUGUUCUGAUGUUCAACACUGCGACUCUUCGUUCCGGAUUCCACCUUCCGGAAACAGCAGAUUUUGCAGACAGUAUCGAACGUAUGAUGCGUCAGACUUUGGGAGUUUCGCUGGACGAACAACCCGAACAAGAAGAGUUCUUCGACGAUGAGGCAGCCGAUGCGGAUUCCAAGGCCGACGAUGACGAGGAAAUCAACGCCGACGAUGAACAUGAUGAACUGUAAUCGCCAUCCCCCGAUGGUGCGCCAGUGUGAAUGUGUAUGCGUGUUUGAAUGUUUACAGCCUUUCACAAAACACAUUGAGAGAGAAAGGACUGUUUUAAAGUCUGAUAAACCUUUCGUGUCCGGAGUGUAAUUCCGUUUAAGUCUUAUUAAAUCUAUACUUCAAGAACAUCUUGUGUAAGGAAAAGGGCUAAUUUUCCUAGCUCGAAACGAUAGGCUAAUAUUAUUGUCCGUUCAUAGUGGUUUAGUCAGUAAAUAUUAAACUUGCAUUUCUUAGGGAAUCCAUGUUUUGUUCAGUUAAGAAUAAAUGUUUAUCAAUGCAGAUCCAUUUCUUUUUUUUGUUGAAAUUCGACAUUGUUUUCAUUGAAUCACGAACAAAAGAAUGUAACAAAGGACGUGAAAAUACAAUAACUAAAAAAGAACCUCUGUGUAAAUCCAUUCAAAAAAUAAAUAAAUAAUAAUAAAUAAUAAAUAAUAAUGGAAAAUAAAUAAUUUAUGAAAUCGA